This is a messenger RNA of Pimephales promelas (fathead minnow), 2504 nucleotides long. The record is from RefSeq and is a predicted model, not a curated record. Lineage: Eukaryota; Metazoa; Chordata; Actinopteri; Cypriniformes; Leuciscidae.
UGUGUGUCCAGUAUCUAGGCGGGACAAAUGGUCAGACUGAUCAAAUAAACUUUUUUACUCACUAGGAAACGGACACAUACAACUUUUCCUCAGCUAUGCAUCAAAUGCAGUGUGUUCCCUCUUUUUAUUUAUUCACGGUUACUUUAAUGUGACUUGGGUUAACUUACAGAAGUGUUGGAUCCGAAAUUCUUGGAGAACUGGAACUGUAAACGUGUGAUACUUACAGUAAAGUUACCUGUACCAUUCCUACGGAUUUUUACCAUUUUUAGGCACGACCUAUGCCGCGUAGUAUGUGAGAGAGGUACAUUUCUCUUUUUGGGUGGAAAAUGUCCAGUACAUUAUCAGAAGGUCAAAAAUUAAUCCAGAAGACUUUAAGAAGUCCAUUGAAGGCAACAUCAACAAAUGACAAGAGGCAUGUUUUUGUCGAACCACAAACACCACUAAAAAACAAUAAGGCUUCAGCAUCUGAAGCUUUAUCACUUGAGAGCCAUAACAUGGGGCCCCUGACAACACCUACUAAGGGCCUUGAGGCACCGUCUAGCGAGCCGUGGACACCCACCUCCAACCUGAAGAUGCUUAUCAGUGCGGCCAGUCCUGAGAUUCGCAACCGCGAGAAAGAACAAGCCGUGGACAGUGGCGAAUCGGAGAACUCACAGGAGACUGAAGAAGUAGAAAAGCUCCAGAUAAGUCGUAAAGACAAAAGCCUUGGUUUGCUGUGUCACAAAUUUCUUGCAAGGUACCCAAACUACCCCAAUCCUGCUGUAAACAACAAAAUCAGCCUCGACGAUGUGGCAACCGAACUGAAUGUGGAACGGCGUCGUAUUUACGACAUCAUGAACGUUCUCGAGAGCCUAAACAUGGUCAGCCGGCUGGCCAAGAACUGCUACACGUGGCACGGCCGGGCGAAACUUGCGCAGACACUUGCCGUGCUGAAGCGGGCUGGCAAAGAGAACCGCUAUGAGCAACUGAUGCUCCAGAUCCGUCAAAGGAACCUAGAGCGAGAAGAGAGAGAGUUCGACUUGGAGGGAGAGGAGAAGGAGAAUGAAGAAAUGUCCGGUUUUGAAAUGGAUGGAGACUCUGGUCAUGCAGAGCUUUCAGGAACAGAUCCUAAAGCAGCUUCAGCGAAUAGUCGAAAAGACAAAUCUCUGAGAGUGAUGAGUCAGAAAUUCGUCAUGCUGUUCCUGGUGUCCAGCCCUCCAGUGGUUAGUCUUGAAAUAGCUGCCAAGAUCCUCAUCGGUGAAGAUCACGUGGUGGAUCAGGACAAAAACAAGUUCAAAACUAAGAUCCGCAGACUUUAUGACAUUGCAAAUGUUCUGAGCAGCCUUGAGCUGAUAAAGAAAGUGCAUGUGACUGAAGAUAGAGGAAGAAAGCCUGCUUUCAAGUGGACUGGACCAGAAGACUUACCAUCUCCAAAGGAUCUGGGGACCUCUACUGCAUCACAGCCUCUGGAGUCUCGUUCCUCUGUUGAUAACUGUGCUAAAAAUCUCUUUUCCUCCCCCGGAACAAAGCGAGGUUUUACCCGCCACAAUUCCUUAGUCAAGCUGGUUAAGAGCAUACAGAGCGACCGCAGGAAAAUAAACUCUGCACCUUCUAGUCCUGUUAAAAUGACAGGUGAUUCUGCAAACAGUGAGUUCUACACAAACAAAAUGGCUCAUCUGGCUGCUAUCUGCAAAAAGCAACUAGAUGAACAAUCGACGGUCCAUCAUGUUCAACCAAACAAUGAGGUGACGGACAAUCUGAAUGGAAGCCCUUCACACUCAUCUGAAUCCUCGUCUUCUAGCAAUCAUCAGCCUUGUGGGCCUUCAGGAAUGCAGAUCCCAGUUCUACCCACUGGGGCGAUCUCAUACCUUUCGACUAAGUGUUCCCCGAUCAUCCCGGUUCUGUUUCCUCAGCACCAGGCAGGCGGGUCAUAUGCUGUUUACAUGCACCCCACCUCUCUAAGACCACAGCCCACCAGCCUAGCGGUCCGUUCAAUGACAUUUGAGAGCCCAGGGAGUGCAAACGCAAAGACAUCACCGACUGCCAUGACUAACAGUAACGAAACCAACCACCAAUCAUCCCACGGUUCAGAACCGACAAGUCCCUCAACCCUUAAACGAGCAUGUGGAGAAAAGAGCUUAGUGGGAAGUCCAUCCAAACUGCAGCGGAUAGAGCCAAAGAGCGGUUCUCCAAAGCUGUGUGAGAUUCUGCAAGCUCGUCUAAAGGCCCGUAGAGGGUCUUUAGUCUCGCACCGGCCUUCCCCGAGAGCCCUGCAUCUGGAGUUCACCAAGCCCUGUGAGAACCAGCCUGGUUCAUUACCCACCAGCACAGCGCCUCUGGAGCACAGCGUGGAGACCUUCCUGGAGAAGGAGGAGAAGGUUCAGACGACCUCAGACAACGAGGCAGGACUGACCCCUGUUAGACCAUCUCAGUCGCAGCCCCAGAAGAUCAGCACUCCCUUUCAGGACGUGGGGCUGCCAUCUGGAGCCAUGCAUACAGAGACUUUGAUCCUGCAGGUUAUUUGA